GUCUAGACGGCAACUCAGGGUGCCAAUCCGCUACGCUGUGGAGUCAAGGCUCGAGCUGCACGUGCGCGCCAACGCAAGGGACACUGGACCUCGAUGUGCAUCGCUUUUGGCUGCGCUGAACGCCCUCGGAUUGUGUCGACCGCCUGCAUAGUGCGCUCGCAGAGCAUGAUACACGUCUGGUAGAGACGUCCUCAACGAAUCCUAAAACACCGCCUCUCCCUUGCCAUCACCGCCUGUUGCCAUCACGACUGCGUACACUCCGUCCGCGUCCAUCGUCUACGACAAGCUCAUCAACCCUGCCGUCCUUGCACCUGUUUGUGCAAGUGCGCGAUCCUUAGCCCGCCUCACAUACCCAACUGGAUUAGCUGCCGACUCUGCGCAACCUGGCAAUUGCGGGGAAGACCCUGAACUGCUUUUCUUCAGCCUCAGCGUGACCUGCAAGCGCCGCUCUCAUCGCGACUCUGCACCGUCAGCUGUCAAACGUCCGAGACUCCAGCCAUGGCCCACCAGACGGCGCAACAUGUCCCGGGCGUGGGAGGCUACUCGCGCUUUGAGCUCGAGCUCGAGUUUGUCCAGUGCCUUGCCAAUCCCGUCUAUCUCAACUACCUGGCCCAGCAAAAGACGCUCGACAAGCCCGAGUUCGUCGCAUACCUCGGCUACCUGCAGUACUUCAAAGACCCAAAGUACACCAGAUUCUUACAUCACCCCGGCCCCACGCUGCGUGCACUGGAGUUGCUGCAGCAGGAGCGUUUCCGCCAGGACAUUCUGGCCCCAGGCCUCAUGGACAGGCUCGUCAUUGAGGGCCAGCGGAACGCCGUGCCCCCAGCGAAGAAAGAGUGAGCCGUGCCGAGCAAAAACACUGUCGAUCAUCGCGAGUUCGCUUGGUCGCUGCCAAGCAACUCCGUCGAUGCCGACAUUCCCAGGCCGACAUGUGGGCAGCUGAGAACCAAGAGCCAAGUUUGGUUCAAUAGGCCAGAACUCGUUCUCGUUCCUGUUUCAUCCCUCGUACGAAUAGUCUGCGCCACACGGCGUAUGCGACUUCCCGCGCGCUGCCAUUGGCAUUCAGCCGAAGAUGCCUGUAUCGUGAACUAAAUCGUUCUCUUAUCCACAUGCGAUCCCGUUCUUAGCGAACGUAGCGCGCGAUGCAUUUAGAAAACCUAGAAACUUACCACGAACGAAGCUAUUGACAGUGUUAGACGCUAUUGUCCGAUGCUACACAGUACCG
Messenger RNA from Alternaria rosae, 1225 nucleotides. RefSeq names its product SOH1-domain-containing protein. Gene Ontology annotation, cellular component: core mediator complex; mediator complex. The transcript has 3 exons. Gene Ontology annotation, biological process: regulation of transcription by RNA polymerase II. The record is from RefSeq and is a predicted model, not a curated record. Gene Ontology annotation, molecular function: transcription coregulator activity. Lineage: Eukaryota; Fungi; Ascomycota; Dothideomycetes; Pleosporales; Pleosporaceae. Bases 499 to 840 code for a protein of 113 amino acids.